Messenger RNA from Uloborus diversus, 600 nucleotides. RefSeq names its product ER membrane protein complex subunit 8-like (gene EMC8-9). Gene Ontology annotation, cellular component: EMC complex. NCBI's taxonomy places the organism in Eukaryota, Metazoa, Arthropoda, Arachnida, Araneae, Uloboridae. The transcript is spliced from 5 exons. The coding region runs from base 1 to 447 and encodes 148 amino acids. The record is from RefSeq and is a predicted model, not a curated record.
AUGAAUGUUGCUGUCUUAAGUGUCCUUCCUUUUACUUCCCCUCAGGUGGAGCAGUACUGUAAGGAUAACUCUGUGGUCAUCGCAGGCUACUAUCAAGCCAAUGAAUACAUCCGUGACUCUAGUCCAGACUUUGUUGCUCAUCGAAUAGCGGAGAAGAUUUAUGAGCACUUUUCAGAUGCCUGUCUGAUCAUGGUGGACAAUCAAAAAAUGUCACUAGACUGUGAUGACGUUGCAUUCCAACUCUAUCAAUUUAGUGACAACAAAUGGAAACUAAAAGACAAAAAUAGCGUCCACUUUGAACAGGGCCACAAAGCAUUGAGUGCAACAGCUGCCCUCCUUCACUCCAAAAUGUACCGUAAGCUGAAUGACUUCGACAACCAUUUGGAUGACAUCUCGCUAGACUGGAGCAACCAAGUGGUUAAUGAGGAGAUUGACCGAUGCCUCUAGCACAGCAGAGGGAACAUCCCUGCCAUCACACACACUAUGCAAUACCGUCAAUAAACGACAUGCCCCAUUCCGAAAUAAAUAUGCAAUGUUUCUUUUGUAAAUACGUUGUGUACAUUUGUUUGAGGUAUUAAAUCUCGCCUUCUAUUUAUAGUG